This is a messenger RNA of Suillus subaureus, 313 nucleotides long. RefSeq lists its product as uncharacterized. Bases 96 to 257 code for a protein of 53 amino acids. The record is from RefSeq and is a predicted model, not a curated record. The transcript is spliced from 2 exons. Lineage: Eukaryota; Fungi; Basidiomycota; Agaricomycetes; Boletales; Suillaceae.
CCUAGUCUCUUACAUUCGACUGGGAGGAAGUCAUAUCUCACCCAGCGCUCGUCUUCUAUCAGGGAGAGCCGCAUUAGCAGCAAGGAGUAAACAAGAUGGGCUGUAGUUCCGUGCGUAGGUUCCACGUUCAACGUUCAGUUGCUGUGCAGAUAUCACCGGGACCAUCGCUGUCCGCUCUCCCAUCUCGAGAGAACGACAUACAGCCACUUGUGUUAUUCUCUCUAGAAAGGUCAUCGAACUCGUGGUGGGCCAAGUGAAAUUGACGCGGAGACGCGCACAAUACCUCCAGCUAGUAAGUCGCAAGCCAGUAGCC